Molecule: messenger RNA, 777 nt
Organism: Carya illinoinensis
Lineage: Eukaryota; Viridiplantae; Streptophyta; Magnoliopsida; Fagales; Juglandaceae
Product: F-box protein GID2-like
Exons: 1
Coding region: 114-467 (117 amino acids)
Biological process (GO): gibberellic acid mediated signaling pathway; SCF-dependent proteasomal ubiquitin-dependent protein catabolic process
Cellular component (GO): SCF ubiquitin ligase complex
Molecular function (GO): protein binding
Source: RefSeq, a predicted model, not a curated record
UUAUUCAUUUUACUUUACCAAUUAGUACUGCCGGUUCUUCAAUUUAUCAUCUUUCUCUCAUCUUCAGCACAGCACACAUAGCCAAAUUCAGACACACAAACAGAGCGUCUGCUAUGAAGCGUGCACUCAUGGCUGACGAUGCAGCGGCGAAUAUUGCGGAAGGCGAAAAGAUGAAGAGGAUUAGGGUUGACGAAGAGGAAGAAGAUGGGGAAAAAGGAAUUGGGUUUGUGAAUCUGGAUGAGAAUCUGCUGUACGAGGUGUUGAAACAUGUGGACGCGAGGACGCUCGCGGCGGCGUCCUGCGUGAGCAAACUCUGGCACAGGACGGCGCAGGACGAGCGGCUCUGGGAGCUGAUCUGCACCAGGCACUGGGCUAACAUCGGCUGCGCCAAUCAACAGCUCCGAUCUGUGGUCCUCGCUCUCGGGGGGUUCCGUCGUCUCCAUUCCCUUUACAUCUGGCCUCUUUAAUCUGUCCCAUCUAUAUCUAUUUGUUGUUCUAUUCCCUUUACAAUGGUUAGAAAAUCUCCCUCUAUUAUGACUGAUCUGUAUUCCCUCUCAUUGGCCAUUUUUGCCGUAUAUAAGGCACCUAUUCCUUCAGUAAGUAGAGGAUUCAUUAGACAUGGUUUUAAGAAUUUUUUGAUAGCUAAUACUCUGCCUACAUGAUCCCGAGCCACUAGACCAAGUCCUACUCUUCCUCUUCCUUUAUUUAGACUUGCAUUCCAGUUAAUUUGGGUUACCCCUGAAGGUGGAGAUUGCCAUAUGUUGUUGAUAUCUGCAA